Carya illinoinensis is the source of this 897-nucleotide messenger RNA. Its product is annotated as 50S ribosomal protein L18, chloroplastic-like. The coding region runs from base 98 to 601 and encodes 167 amino acids. Gene Ontology annotation, molecular function: structural constituent of ribosome; 5S rRNA binding. Gene Ontology annotation, biological process: translation. Gene Ontology annotation, cellular component: ribosome. The record is from RefSeq and is a predicted model, not a curated record. The transcript has 3 exons. NCBI's taxonomy places the organism in Eukaryota, Viridiplantae, Streptophyta, Magnoliopsida, Fagales, Juglandaceae.
GGAAGGGCGAAGGGAUAAGGUGUGCAGUACUAGGAGUUGACACUUACCGAGAGGACUGCGGGGGUGAGAAAGAGAGCGUGGGGAAGGAUUGGAGAGAAUGUCUACUUCCACUUGGUUUCUUCAGAGUGCAUUGGCCUCUUCCCAACAGCUAUGGAUGGGGCCGAAGUUUGUUGGCUCUGCUUCUGCUUCUACCCAAAGGCCACGCCCUUCUCUUUCUCUUGUCGUUGAAGCCAAAGCCACCACCAGAAGGGAAGACCGAACUGCUCGCCAUUCUCGCAUUAGAAAAAAGGUUGAAGGGACACCAGAAAGGCCAAGGUUAUGUGUCUUCCGCUCCAACAAGCAUCUCUAUGUCCAGGUGAUUGAUGACACCAAGAUGCACACGCUUGCUUCGGCUUCAACCAUGCAGAAACCCAUAUCUGAGGAGUUUGAUUAUAGCUGUGGUGCCACUAUUGAGGUGGCAAAGAAGGUGGGUGAAGUCAUUGCAAAGUCCUGUUUGGAGAAAGGAAUCACAAAAGUGGCGUUUGACCGAGGUGGAUACCCUUAUCAUGGACGUGUUGAAGCCCUUGCCAAUGCAGCUCGAGAAAAUGGCCUUCAAUUCUGAGAUUUAGGUAGUCAACAUUUUCUUCAACACCAUGUCUUUCUAAUGUAGAAUCUUGGGAAGGAAGAAUGCAUCAGUUUGAGAAUGGAUUGUUUUUAGGAAGGCUUUUGCUUCUGUUUUCCGUCUUUCUUCAUGUGAAUUGAAAAGGAAGUUUCAAAUUGGAAUCUUUCCUCUGUAGCUGAUAGCCAUAAUGCAUACUGAUUUAGGAAGCAAACUUUCCGCCUCACAACUAAGUUGGCUGCCGAGAUUAGACGAGCAUAUAUUCAAUGAUGUAUUUCAAGACAAGUGUUUAAGUUUUA